AUGGCGUCCAGCCACUCAACAGGCGGGCAAUCCGGCGCAGCCUCCAAAAAGCGCGGCCCUCCAGCCCCCGGCGGUCGUAGCGACGCCUUCCUCCAGAAGCGCGCCAAGGUCCACGCCGCACGGCACAUCCCAGCCCAGCCCGCCGAUGCUGCGCUCAAGGAUGGCGAGCUGGACUUGGUGGCCUUUGUGGCCGCUCACGAGUUUGAGAUCCGAGCGCUGGAGAAGAGUAUGGCCGCGUCCAAGGCUGUGCGCAGCAGCAGGGCCUUCCAGCAGGUGCCCCGCGGCUUGAGAAGACGGACGGCGAGCCACAACCCCAAGCGAGUGCCGCGACGACUGCGAGCGAGGGCCAGAAAAGAGAUGCACGAAGAUAACACGCCUCUUGUCGAGUCUCGGAAGCGGAAACCAAGGACAACGAGGGCGAGGAUACGAGCCCAGACGGCCAAGAGAUUACGGAUCCUCGCCGCGCGGAAGAGGAAGAAGAAGGAAAAGAAGACCAACGAGGCUUCCGCCGGCGACGAUAAUACUGAAAGCGCCAAUCAAGUCACGAAAGAUGUUGGAGUUGUGGGGAGGAAACCGAGGCCCAAGAUUCGAAGAAACGCGCUCAACGACCCUCCCAAGCCACCCGCAAAGUUUAGGAAGCGCCAGAUUGACAAGACAUGGCUUCCCACGCAUCGAUGGCACGCAAAGAGAGCUCGCAUGACACAACCCAAAGAACCUCUCUGGCGCUUCGCAAUCCCCCUAACACCGAACGAGAAGAUUUACCGACCAACCCACAGAGCUCAGGGAGAGCGAGGCACCAUGGUUUGGGACAUGACUUAUAUGAGUACUAUUGGUUUAUACGGAAACUACGCCGGCAUGGCCAGAGUCCUCAAAAAGGUCGGGUUGAAGCACGAUUCAUGCUGGAACGACAAAGGCAGAAAAUGGAGGCAGGGCACACGAGCCUGGGUUGGCAGCUUGAGCAGAGAGAGAGCUGGAGUGGAGCGGCCAAUGUGCCAAUCGACUGUCGUUUGGGACCCUGAGCCACAACAACAACAAGAUGCCGAGGCGAGAGACGAGAAAAAGAUCCAGAGGAGGAUUCUCAUCAGAGUCCACCCUUCCUCCUUUCUGGAGCUAUUCAACGAGCUGCUGCGCUUGACAAAGAUGGAGAACCCUCGCCUGUAUAUCGAGGAUCUUCGCUUCGAGAUUGGGAGCAUAGAGCUUUCUGGUCCCGCAUCCACCGAGGCAUUGCUAUCUGUCUUGUCAACAUACCCUUCGCCCUCGGGGUCGAAUCCAAAGAGCAAGCAUGCCGAGCUGUUCGAAUCACUAAGGGGGCUGACGAAUCCAGCGGCUCUACCAAACAACUCAGUACUAAAUUUCACCAUUCAAGAUCCUCGACUGCGAUACCCGCCGCGGAUAGUGGAAUUCCCAGAGACUGAACAGGCACAGAUGCGGCUUCUAGAGACCAUCGCCAGCUGGCCUGCUGAAGAAAAUCUACAGCCAUCACUCCUAUUCGACCGAGAUGCCCGCCACAAAGCCUCCUGUUUGCCAUCACAAAAGUCCAUCAACAGGCGAAGGAGCAAGAUUACCCCUGGAGUGCCUCUGAAACCAACAGCAGCUAUAGACCCUGCUAUUCCAAUCACUCUCAUUGCAUCUCGCUCCGCAGUCGGCACGCAGGCACAGGGAACAUGGACCCUCCUUGCUCCCUGGAAAUGCAUCCUCCCUCUGUGGUACAGCAUCGUUCACUGCCCGCUCGUGUCGGGCGGCAACCCGCGGUUCGCAGGUUUGAACGAGACAAUGCAGGUCGCCUUUGAGCGCAGCCUCCCGUGGUUCCCGGCCGACUUCCUCGGUACGGAUGCCGGCGCGGAAUGGGAGCUUGAGCGGAGGCGAAUCCGGAAGAGAGACUGGGCGAAACGUCCCAAGAGCAAGAGGGUUGAAUGGGCGUCCCUCAAUUUGGGCGCUGGACGGCAGGGGGAGAUUGGUGACGGACAUGCUUGCGAUUUUGAAUUCCUCUUUGGUCUUGGACAGCAGCAGCAGCAGCAGCGGGUCCAUGUCAGGAACUCAAGUCCUCCGCUAGUCAACGACGAUUCAGGAGAGGCAAUGGAUGUCGAUCAAACAGCCACUGCCAAGAAAGAUGCUGGCGUCGACGAGAUGCCAUAUCUCAAGCUUCUGACGAGCAUUUCCAAAGCCACAUUCAACAGCCUCAUUUCAUCACCCGCCGCGGCACCUUUGCCACUUCCUCCCAACCCAAUCGCCUGCGUCCGCAUCUCGCUGCUUUCAAGAGGUGUUGUUGGCGCAUGCGCGAGAAUCUACCGCCUCCCUGCUGUGUCCGUUUCCAUACCAACAUCUUCCAAUGUCGAAGUCCCUGCAAGCAUACCGCCAGAAUCACACUCACUUCCAUUCGAUCUUCGUUUGCAGUGGCUGUCUCGUAUCCCACCCUCAUCUUCAUCUUCUUCAUCAUCAUCCUCUGCAAAGUUAAAACACCAGCAGCCGCAAUCAUCCUCAUCUUCUCAUUCCCAACACGCAGACAUGGAAAUGCGAAAGCGCCUUCUAGCACAGGAGCUUCUCGCUCCGCCGCCAGACUUGGAAACCGUUUCGCUGCCGCCCAACCAGUUCGACAUUGGAGGCCACCCGCUCGUGCCCGAUGCGGCAGAUCUCAUCGGAUUCGUCACCACGGGCUCAUUUUCCCUUGCCAACGGCCGAGGGGCCGCCAUUGGCAGCAUAGCUGUGGACAAGGUGGUACCAGACAUCAAGGCGAACCCAAAGGAGGGGAGACUGUGUAUUGUGAGGAAUGCCGGCGAAAAUAUCGGCUGGAUGGCAAGAUGGGAAGCUGUUUAG
Molecule: messenger RNA, 2814 nt
Organism: Trichoderma gamsii
Lineage: Eukaryota; Fungi; Ascomycota; Sordariomycetes; Hypocreales; Hypocreaceae
Exons: 1
Coding region: 1-2814 (937 amino acids)
Biological process (GO): tRNA 5'-leader removal
Cellular component (GO): ribonuclease MRP complex; nucleolar ribonuclease P complex
Source: RefSeq, a predicted model, not a curated record